Molecule: messenger RNA, 1099 nt
Organism: Chiloscyllium plagiosum (whitespotted bambooshark)
Lineage: Eukaryota; Metazoa; Chordata; Chondrichthyes; Orectolobiformes; Hemiscylliidae
Source: RefSeq, a predicted model, not a curated record
UACCAUGGUGACGUUAGGGUCGCUUUUAGCUGCGAGCUUCUCCGCUCAGAUCGCGAAAAGCCGGAGGAAUGAACGAUGCUUUCAUUUCUGCCCUCUCGGUCGACCAGAAUGGCCAAGAGUAAAAGGUACUUAUACACGUGAAAUCUAAUCUUUGUGCCGGCAAACAGGAAAGGCAAUUUUCCAUCGUUUGUGCUGAAAAGCCUUAGAGAGAAUCCACACAACAGAGCAAAGCCAGAAAGAAGCAAAAAUGUACAACGGGGCCACCAGUAAGACAGCGAGAAGUGUGCUCCGGAGUUCCAGUAUAAGUGGAGAGAUGUAUGACAUGGAGAAAAGCAGCACCAGCCAGCAGGAAGCUGUGGCUGACAAUGCCAUAAAGAAGAGGCGGUCCAGUCUUGGUGCCAAAAUGGUGGCUAUCGUCGGACUGUCGCAAUGGAGCAAGAGUACAACACAACUUAACCAGACCACUCCCAAGAAUAUCUCCGCUGUCUUGUGCCAGGGGAUCGUAGGACACUGGCUUGCGCCCAUGAUUGCCCCACGUGAGGCAGCUCCAAAGAAAUUACGCAGCAACAUCCGAAGGAGCACGGAGACUGGGAUUGCUAUGGAAAUGAGAAACCGCGUGACACGGCAAGGCAGCAGAGAAUCAACAGACGGCAGCACCAACAGUAACAGCUCCGAUGGCAAUUUGGUUUUCCCCACAGCACGAUUGGGAGCAGAUGGCCAAUUCAGUGAUUUUUUGGAUGGAAUUGGCCCUGCACAGCUUGUGGGGAGACAAACAUUGGCAGCACCUUCCAUGGGUGAUAUUCACAUUGGGAUGGCUGACCGAAGUGGACAGCUGGAGGUGGAGAUUAUUCAAGCCAGGGGACUGACCCCAAAGCCUGGUACGAAAGCUCUGCCAGCUCCAUACAUUAAGGUGUACCUGCUGGAGAAUGGUGUGUGUAUAGCAAAGAGAAAAACCAAGCUAUCAAGGAAAUCCAUGGACCCUGUUUACCAGCAAGCUUUAUUGUUCGAUGAAGGCCCACAGGGGAAGGUCUUACAGGUCAGUGCUGAUAGCUACUGGGAAUACAUGGUGUAUUGACGAUAGGUCGGUGCUGAUAGUUAC